GCGGAUCAUCAUUCCGAGGCUUCGUCUCCUUCUUCCCUCUCUGCCGGUGCCGGGAAUGGUGCGAAAUCGGGACGUGGUGGUGUUAGUAGUAGUAGUCAGGUUGAUGCAUUGGCCGCUGGUAUCGGAAAUUUGAACUUCGAGGAGAGUGGAGAUGAUGAUGGUUUCGAUUAUGGUCAGAAUGAUUUCACGGAGCACGCUUGCAAGUAUUGUGGUAUCUCGAACCCUGCUUGUGUGGUUAGGUGUAAUGUCGCUUCCUGUAGAAAGUGGUUCUGCAAUUCAAGGGGGAACACCUCGGGCUCGCAUAUUGUGAAUCAUCUGGUUCGAGCUAAACACAAGGAAGUUUGUCUCCAUAGAGAUAUUGCGGAAGGUUUUAGGUUUUUUUUUGGCGGCUAGACAUCUCUGGUUAGCAAUGGCCUUCUCUUCUCUACUCAGAUCUGCCGCCACUUCUGCCGCCGCUCCUCGUGUCGAGCUUUAUCCAUCGUCUUCAUACGAUCAUUCUCAGGUUACUUCAAGUCUUGGAUUCAGUCACAACCUGACCUCGUCCAGAUUUUCUGGUGCUGCAGUUUCAACUGGGUCAUCUUCAUCUUUACAAAAAUGCAAUGCUAGAAGCGUACAACCUAUCAAGGCCACUGCUACAGCUGCACCUCCUGCUGUUGAAAGGUCAAGGAGCAGCGGAAAGACAAAGGUCGGGAUCAAUGGUUUUGGUCGAAUUGGAAGGCUGGUCCUCCGUAUUGCAACCUUUAGGGAUGAUAUUGAGGCUUACAUGUUCAAGUAUGAUUCUACUCAUGGAAAUUACAAAGGAACCAUCAAUGUAAUUGAUGAUUCUACUUUGGAGAUCAAUGGAAAACAGGUCAAAGUUGUCAGCAAUAGAGACCCGGCUGAAAUCCCGUGGGCUGAUCUUGGAGCCGAGUAUGUUGUUGAGUCUUCAGGAGUAUUCACUACUGUUGGAAAAGCAUCAGCACAUUUGAAGGGUGGUGCCAAGAAAGUCAUAAUUUCUGCCCCUUCAGCGGACGCGCCCAUGUUUGUUGUUGGAGUAAACGAGAAGACAUAUCAACCAAACAUGGAUAUAGUCUCCAAUGCAAGCUGUACCACCAAUUGUCUGGCACCUCUUGCCAAGGUGGUGCAUGAGGAAUUUGGUAUUCUUGAAGGCUUGAUGACAACAGUCCACGCCACGACAGCUACUCAGGAAACUGUGGACGGCCCAUCAAUGAAGGACUGGAGAGGAGGCCGAGGCGCCAGUCAAAACAUCAUUCCUAGCUCAACCGGUGCUGCAAAGGCUGUAGGUAAGGUCCUUCCAGAACUCAAUGGAAAACUAACGGGAAUGGCGUUCCGUGUUCCAACAGCAAAUGUUUCUGUUGUGGAUUUAACUUAUCGACUUGAGAAGGAUGCAUCGUAUGAAGACGUUAAGGCAGCGAUAAAGUUUGCAUCAGAAGGACCACUUAGGGGCAUUCUUGGGUACAAAGAAGAAGAUGUCGUCUGUAACGAUUUUGUAGGAGAUUCAAGCAAAGACAGACAGUGUCGUCGUCCUUCUCUGUAGAGAUCCUUGUUAAAAUGUUAAUGCCCUCAAGGAUAUGAACUGGGACGUAAGUCAGUGGUGUCCCUUGAUUGACGAUAGAUGUUUCCUCCCCUGGCUUGUUAAGGUCCCAUCAGAGCAGGAACAGCUGCGCGCACGCCAAAUUAGCGCACAGCAAAUAAACAAGAUAGAGGAAUAAUGGAAGACAAAUCCGGAUGCUACUCUUGAAGACCUUGAGAAACCUGGUGUAGACGAUGAACCUCAGCCUGUUCAACCUAAGUAUGAAGAUGCAUAUCAGUAUCAAAAUGUGUUUGCGCCAGUAAUCAAGCUUGAAGCAGACUAUGACAAGGUG
Molecule: messenger RNA, 1865 nt
Organism: Camelina sativa (false flax)
Lineage: Eukaryota; Viridiplantae; Streptophyta; Magnoliopsida; Brassicales; Brassicaceae
Source: RefSeq, a predicted model, not a curated record